This is a messenger RNA of Tetranychus urticae (two-spotted spider mite), 1261 nucleotides long. RefSeq lists its product as uncharacterized. Lineage: Eukaryota; Metazoa; Arthropoda; Arachnida; Trombidiformes; Tetranychidae. The record is from RefSeq and is a predicted model, not a curated record.
CUCUUUUGAAUUAGUCACCUAUUGUAUUUUGUUAUGAACUUAAGCUUUUAACCAUGACUCUAACGAAAAACUAAUUAUCAAUUUGAAAUUUUGGUUAUCAACGUUGCAUAAUUUAUUUAUUUUCACUGGUGUUGAAUUAUUUCUUAUACUAGACGAAUAUUUACAAGCUCAACAAUGGUUGCCACCACUAAAAAAGAGAUCGAUCCAUCGACUGUGAGGUGUCAAAAGUGCUUAAUGAAAGGCCAUUGGACUUAUCAAUGCACGAACGAGAGAAAAUGUUUGCUAAGGCCUUCAAGAACUGUUUUGAUGAAACGUAAGCUCAAAAAAAUCGAAGAGAAGAAGAAAGCAGCACUCUUGAAACCGAUCGAACCUGAAGUCGUCAAUGAACCAGAAAUUGAGCACUCUCCCAUAAUUCGAGAUGACUUGCACACAAAACUAAGAAAUCAAGCUCCGGUAAUUCAAGCUCUUCUGAGGACUGAGGACUCUGAAUCAGACUCUUCGUCAUCGGACUCAACUAUGUCAACUGCAUCUUCUUCAUCAUCUUCAUCAUCUUCUUCAUCCUCCUCUUCGUCCUCUCCUUCUUCAUCUUCUUCAUCAUCGUCAUCAUCCUCUUCAUCUUCACCAUCCUCAUCAUCUUCGGCAUCUGGAUCAAGCUCAUCAUCUGAAACAUCACGCGUAUCUCGACGCCGAUCAACUCACCGAGAUAGACAUAAAAAAUAUAGAGAAACAGUUAGAAGUUCACGAUCAUCUAAGCAUUCGAGAACCUCUAAGCAUUCAAGAUCAUCAAGGAAUUCAAGGAACUCAAGAUCGUCGAGACGUUCAAGAUCAUCCACCAGAAAUUCAAGAUCAUCCAGAAAUAAGAUAAAACAAGAAAGGCGUUGAAAAAUAGUACAAGUUAAAAUUUAUAACAUCAUAAGCCUCAGAGAAUGGCCCGACAAAUAUUUCCUUUGAUGCCUAUUUGACUUCAUUUUGAUUACCAAAUGGAUCAUCCAAAAGACUUGCCAAUUCAUAGUAAAUCUUUUUUUCAUUCGGAUUUUAAUCCAUUCAAUUCUUUACCCGCCCUGAAUAGAUGUGUAAAUUCAGAAAAUUUAUCACUUGAUUGAUCUCAUUCUGCUGCUCAAAAUUCGAAAAAUCUUAUCAUUUGAACCCAAACAAUUAACAACUAAUUUUCAACUUUUUGAUGAAUUGCACCAAUGAACAACGACACUUUCAUAAGCUUUGUAUUUUAUUAAAAUAUUCAGAAUGUUAUUUGAUUCACCAA